GGACAGAGAAAUCUAAUUGCAUGGAAGAACACACUGAAGAAAAAGGCCUGAAAAAAUGAGAAUGACAAUGGGAAGACACUGGAUAUUUCUGGAAAGGGACUAAAGCAACUCUUCUGUGGCUCCUGGUCAAACCUCUAUUCCACUAUGUCACCACUCAACCAAACUACUGAGAACCACCAGAGCUUCUUCACCCUGACUGGGAUUCCAGGAAUGCCAGAGAAAGACUUAUGGAUGGCCUUGCCCCUCUGUCUUCUUUACAGCACCACGAUCUUGGGAAAUGUCACCAUCCUUGUUGUCAUCAAAGUUGAGCAAAGUCUCCAUGAGCCCAUGUAUUAUUUUCUAGCCAUGUUAGCUGCCACUGACCUCAGCCUUUCACUGUCUUCCAUGCCUACAAUUGUCAGUGUUCACUGGUUCAACUGGCGUUCAAUAACUUUUAAUGGCUGCCUUAUCCAGAUGUUCUUCAUCCACACAUUUGGAGGAGUGGAAUCAGGUGUUCUGGUGGCCAUGGCCUUUGAUCGCUUUGUGGCCAUCCGCUUUCCUUUGCACUAUGCUACAAUUCUCACUCACAGUGUCAUCAGCAAGACUGCAGCAGCCAUCCUGCUACGGAGUGUGGGGGCUGUGCUUCCUGUGCCUUUUCUCAUCAAAAGGUUACCUUUCUGUCACUCCAAUGUCCUCUCCCAUGCGUACUGCCUCCAUCAGGAUGCCAUGAGGCUUGCCUGUGCUGACACCAGUGUCAAUAGCAUCUAUGGCCUGCUGGCUGUGAUCUUCAUCAUUGUACUAGAUGCCUUGAUACUUUUGGCCUCUUACAUUCUAAUCCUCCAGGCAGUAUUGAGCAUUGCUUCCCAGGAAGAGAGGCUCAAGGCUCUCAACACCUGUCUCUCUCAUAUCUGUGCAGUGCUGCUUUUCUAUGUGCCUCUCAUUGGUAUGACCCUAAUUCAUCGCUAUGGAAAGCAUUUGUCACCACUAAUACACACGUUCAUGGCCAAUAUCUACCUGCUUCUCCCUCCUGUGCUCAAUCCCAUUGUGUACAGUGUUAGGACCAAGCAGAUCCGAUGGCGGAUUAUCCAGGCCUUUUGUGGGGCUAGGGUUAGUGCUUAAUGGCAUCUACUAUUUCCAUGUAAAUGCAAUCAAGUUAGAGAAGAGUAUCAAAUACAGCACUAUCCAAUAGAAAUCCCCACAGAAGUGGAUAUUUUCUAUUUCUCUGCUGUUUAGUAACUAGUAGCCGUACAUGGUUAUUAAUUGCUUGAAAUUUUGCUAGUGCAAGCUGAGGAACUGAAUUUUAAAUGUACUUAAUUUUAAUUGAUUUAAAUGUAAAUUUAAGUAGUCAUAUGUAACUAGUAGCUGCUGUAUCGAACAGUACAAAUACAAUGGGUUGUGAAAUGAAACUGCAUAAUGGUUUCGAUGAGAGCAAUAAUUUAUUUUAGCUUGAUAAAACAUAAAAUUUUAUACUUUAAAAUUGUAUAUAAUAAAUUUUCAAACAUUUAUGUAUAAUAAAAUUUACUCACUUUGGUAUAUCGUUUUACAAGUUUUGACAAAUGCAUUGUGUUACCACCACUGAAACAAAGAUACAGAACAAUUUUAUCACUUCCCCAAAUUUCUUUAUGCUGCCCAUUUGUGGUCAACCACUCUAUUAUCACCCAACAGAGGGCAAGCAUUGACUGGCAAGCAUUGAUUGGCUCUCCUUCCCUAUAAUGAUUAUUUUUCCAGAGUGGCAUGCAAAUGAAACCUUGCAUUAUGCAGUC
Molecule: messenger RNA, 1742 nt
Organism: Symphalangus syndactylus (siamang)
Lineage: Eukaryota; Metazoa; Chordata; Mammalia; Primates; Hylobatidae
Product: olfactory receptor 51H1-like
Biological process (GO): G protein-coupled receptor signaling pathway
Cellular component (GO): plasma membrane
Molecular function (GO): olfactory receptor activity; G protein-coupled receptor activity
Source: RefSeq, a predicted model, not a curated record